AGUACAAAUGGGUGAAAAGAAGAUGUGCAUUCUAACAGAACCCCAGUUUUUCACAUGUAACAGUGACUUUUAACCUUGAGUAGUUGAAAAAUGUUGGACUUUCUGAGGAAAACUUCAAGCAGACAUUUGGAUGGUGCUUUUUUUGUGCAUGCUCGACCGGAGGACUCAGAGAAAUCCUCUGAGAUUUUUUAGGUUUGGCUGUGCAAAAGUCUCCCUUUCAAGGCUGUUCAAGUUUCACUGUAUUUUUGUGUCACAGAACCAACUCGGACUGUAAUGACUCUGCUUCCCAUUUUUUAAAUUCCCACAUCUGAUCCAGUUGGACGCACGAUAAGUUGUGUGAACUCACAAAAAGAGUGAAAUAUCUCAUUCAAGUUUUUAUCCAAAUGUUUUUAGGGCUACACAGGAAUCUGCUGAAACAAUGACCUAUUAUUAUCAAAUGUAAGUCAAUACCAAUGGGUUUUGCAAAGGUGAAAAAUAUUAGGACACUGACCUAUCAUGUAAGUAGAUCUUCAUAUAUAAAACUGUUUCCUCAACUGGAUGUACUAUCUAACCAACAGAGAACAACCCUCAGAUCAGCUAAAGUCAUUCUGCUUUCUUGGGACUUUUGUUUCUUUUGGAAGGAACCUCAGACCUCUUCAGUUAUUACGAUAUACUGUCAGCUUUAUAAUUUCAAAAAGUUUCACUUCAAGUCUAAACCUGCAAUGCAGUUUUUUAUUUAUUGUGUUGUUUCACUUUGUCCUCCUUUUGUCGCUGUCGAGGAUUGUUCUACCACACAAUUCUGUGAUUCCUCCUGUGUAGAAUGGGGACUCCAUUUCCCAGCAGCCAAUGGUGAAUACCAGUCUCCUAUAAAUUUAAACUCCAGGGAGGCCCAAUACGACCCCUCCCUGCUGGACGUGGGCUUAUCUCCAAACUAUGUGGUGUGUCGAGACUGCGAAGUCGUAAAUGACGGACACACCGUCCGCAUCCUCCUCAAGUCCAAGUCAGUGGUUACAGGGGGCCCGCUACCCAGUGACCAUGAGUAUGAACUUCACGAGGUUCGGUUCCACUGGGGCAAGGAAAACCAGAGGGGGUCAGAGCACACAGUCAACUUUAAGGCUUUCCCCAUGGAGCUCCACCUGAUUCACUGGAACAGCACCCUGUUUAACUCAUUAGAAGAUGCACUGGGGAGGAAGAACGGGGUCCUCAUCAUCGCUCUGUUCGUCCAGGUUGGUAAAGAACACCUGGGUCUGAAGGCCAUCACUGAAGUUCUACAGGACCUACAGUACAAGGGAAAAAGCAAGAUCAUUCCAUGCUUCAAUCCCAACACCCUUCUACCUGAUCCUCUGCUGAGGGACUACUGGGUCUACGACGGGUCUUUGACCACGCCCCCUUGCAGUGAAAACGUCACCUGGAUCCUCUACCGUUACCCACUCACCAUCUCACAGAUGCAGAUCGAGGAGUUUCGGAGGUUGCGCUCUCAUGUCAAGGGGGCAGAGCUUCUUGAAGGGAAUGACGGGAUGCUGGGAGACAACUUCCGUCCCACCCAACCCCUCAGUGACCGUACGGUUCGCGCUGCCUUCCAGUGACUCCUCUGCCCUCUUAAAAACAACUGUGACCCCACAGAGAAAAGAAGUCAAAGGGGAGAGAGAAGCAGAGGUGUGAAGAAGAGAACAGAAAACCAAGGAAAGGCAAAGUUGAUGGGAUUGUAUAUCUGCUGCAGAAUGAAGUGGACAAAGAAGCUUUUGAGCUCCAAACUUUGCUGCAUGCUUUGUGUUGAGUGUGUGCUGGCAGAGGCACAGGGUUCCUGUUCUGUAGGUUUGUUUUUCUUUCUUUUAUCACUUUCUUGCUUUGUUUCGUUGGAUGUGCUGCCUGGGAGUAGAUGUUCUGUAGUUUGAGUCACUUUAUGUGUGUGGAGAAUGAUAAAUAUCUGACCCAGCCUAAAAAAUGUCUUUGAAUGAACUCACUUAAGUUUCUAGAGAAAUAUCUGUAAUGUAAUGAUCUUACUCCUUUUUACAAGCUGCUUUGGCAACAAACUUAUAAUAAAAGUCUACAAUAAGUCAUUUUUAGGACUUAAAAAUUGAGUUAAAUGUUAUAAAGUGCUCAAGGUGGGUCAUUAAAUUUGUUUUUCUCUGCUGAAAGUGUAUGACUGUCUAGUUUUUUCAGAGAAAGCGAUUCUAAUCACUUAAAUCCUAAUCUAUUACCUAUGGUCAUCAGGUACAAACGUCACUGUCAUAAUUCGUCAAUUGAAUCUUCAGUAAUCUAGUAUAAAAUCCGACUUUUUGCUGUUUUGAUUCAAUGUAAGAGAGUUUAAAGUGAUGCUCUUCACCAGUAUGUCUGUUCAUCGUCUUCAACGGGACCACGGGUGUCAAAAUGAGCUGAUACAAACUGUGAGAACUGAUGACUGUUACUGUAAAGCUACAAUAAACUACAGCAGUGACUUACUGAGA
Oryzias latipes (Japanese medaka) is the source of this 2426-nucleotide messenger RNA. The record is from RefSeq and is a predicted model, not a curated record. Lineage: Eukaryota; Metazoa; Chordata; Actinopteri; Beloniformes; Adrianichthyidae.